UGUUGAAAAUACGUACUUAAUUCUAGUUGUCUUUUUUGUUUUACGUUUCCUGCAAAUUACUUUUCGGUAUCUAACGUUUUGGAAAACACUUAAUUAAACCUAUUUGGUUUUAAGAACUACUUUAUUUUUUAAUCAUAAUAGAGCGGAUAAAUUGGACUAAAAUAUAUCAUAUAUUCAUAUUUACGUUAUUAAAUUAGUUAAUUUAGAUAAAUUAAUCAUAUGUCAUUAGCAAAUUUUUAAAUUAAAUAUAUUAUGAAUAAAUUGGGCAACUGUUUGCAUUUUAUGCGACUGAAACAUAAAGCAUCAUUAAAUAUUAUAAAUCACUUAUACUCCUCACAGAAACAAAUAUUAAAUUACCUUCCAGCAGUUUCUUAUUUGCCAUCAAGUUUUCUGACGGUAACUAGAUACUUGUCAAAUGACACUCAAACAGAUUUAAAAAAUGUCACAAUUAAUAGUGAUGUUUUGUUAUUAAGUAUAAAAAAAGCUAGCAGUACAAAUGAUGUAUUGGAAAUGUUAAGAAUACACAAUAAUGUUAUGACUCCACUUCAACACAUGGAAGCACUUAAUACUAUUUUUAUUUUGCAAAAGAAACAAUGUACCAAAUUAUCAAAUGAAGAACUGAUUCGUAGUCCAGAGUUUACAGUACUGUGUCGUAAAAUUUUAAAUCAAUCAAGACAUCUUGAUCUUAAUAAUGUUUUAACAAACAUUAAGUGUUUAUCAUAUUUGGGCGUACCUGUAAACAGUAACAUUAUGCAAAUGCUGUUGCAGAUAAUGAGCAAAAUGGUCAAUGAAUUGUCCUUACAACAAAUAAUGUUUCUACAGUUUUUACUGAAAGAUUUAUCAUCGUGUCCAUUAGUUGAUGCUCUUAAACUUGCAUUACCGAUUGUUUUUGAAGCUCAGAUACAAUACAAAAUGAUAGACAACCUAUACUGGCAAGUGGAGUUCCUGAACUAUAUUACAAAACACAAAUUAUCUCAGGGUACAUUUGAUUUUGUCAUGUCGAAAAUUAAUCAAAAUUUUCAUGAAAUAAAUCCUAGUUUAGCCAAAAAUCUAGUCUGUACAUUAUACCAGUAUGGUUAUUCCACUGAACAGUAUAUAUCUAUUAUAAAUAAAUGUUUAAAUAUUUUAAUGAGCCAACCAAAAUGUCAUCUAACAAUAUCUGAUACCGAAGCUAUUUUAUCAAAAAUGAUAAACAAGUAUUUAUUAGUCUCGGAAAUAUUUUAUAACGAGUUGUUUAUAAAUCACACAAUCGAUCAAAUAUUAAAAAAGCAAACGUCAUUUGAAGCAUUAUCAUUUAUUGUCAAAAAAAUUAACAAAGUGGGAUUUGUUCAUUUAAAGCUUCUUGAUCAUUUAACAAACCUUCUAAUUAGUGAACCCGAAAGUCUUAACAAUUGCAAGUUUGGGACUUUAUUUUCAUACAUUGGAAGUUGUUCCAUUGCAAACUAUAUUCCUCCAGGGUUUCACGUGUUAAAACCUUUUAUUCUAAAACGACUAAUCAUGCAAAAGGACAUAUUGGAGUUGCCUUGGUUAAAACUGACUCUAAACUUAGCAGUUUUGGAUUGCUGGUCAGAAGAACUUCUUGAGAAAAUUUUUUCUAGAUCGUUUCUUCAAGCAUUUUUAAAGCGAGAUGACAAUCAACAAGACUAUAAUACUCUACUUCAACUCUACCAAGCCGUAUUGACAUUAUACCCAGGAGGUUACCAAGGGUUAUUACCGCCUAAUGAUAUUUUGGAAAAAGCCAUUAAGGUUUUUCAUCCGAAACUUGAAGAAUACCCUUUAAAAACAGCAUUAGAACAUGGGUUAGGUGGUAAAGAUUAUGUGAUUACACCUAUUCGAAGUAAAUUAGGACAUUUCAUAGAUCAUGUAGUAGUUAUGAGACCUGGUGGUUACUCAGUUGCAAUUAAAAAAGAAAUCAAGGAUAAUACAUCUGAUAUAUUAUUAGAAGACGUUCUCAACAUUGGUGGCGAUAAUAUGGUUCUAUGUGUAUUACUUAACAGACCUACGAAUUUUGUAUCAAAUAUUGAACGCCUGAAGGGUCCAAAUGCUCUAAGAAUGAAAACCAUAGAAGCUUUGGGUGUAACAGUAGUACCCGUGUCUGAAAUCUAUUGGAACAGUCUAAUUGGUUACGAAAAGAUACCAUACAUCAUGCAAGAAUUAAAGUCCAAAUCCAAUUUGACUGAAAACCAUUUAACUAGCUAGAUUUUCUUUUUUAAUUUGUUAGUUAUAACUUAUACACUAUAUUAAUACUUGUAGGGUGUAAUUAUAUAUGUAUAAUAAAAUUUGAUUAUCGAAUAAAGUA
Adelges cooleyi (spruce gall adelgid) is the source of this 2299-nucleotide messenger RNA. RefSeq lists its product as uncharacterized. The record is from RefSeq and is a predicted model, not a curated record. NCBI's taxonomy places the organism in Eukaryota, Metazoa, Arthropoda, Insecta, Hemiptera, Adelgidae. The transcript is spliced from 9 exons. The coding region runs from base 253 to 2199 and encodes 648 amino acids.